CCGUCGCGUGUGAAAGUCGUCAUCUUUAAGCUCACAAGUGUGGCUGAGAAGUAAUAAGCCACACGUUUACACAUUUAAUGCUGUCGGGACAAUCGUUCUUCGCCUAUUUGAUAACAUAAAAUGUCUUCACUGCUCAAGGUGCAAAAUGAACUUAAAACCAAGGUUGAUGCUUUCAGGGAACGGAUCACUUCAGAAGCAGAGGAUCUAGUUGCGAAUUUUUUCCCAAAGAAGUUGCUGGAACUUGAUCACUUCCUAAAGGAUCCAAUCAUAAACAUUGUGGAACUGAAGGAAAUACACUCGGAGAUAAACCUGACGGUGCCAGACCCCAUCCUGCUCUCAAACCUGCAUGACGGACUAGAAGCGCAAAAUGCCAAAAAGAGAAAGCUGGAGGAUGGGGGUGGAGAGGACAUGGUGACUGGCACCAAGGUCUUUGUCAUGCCUGGUGGGAUGAUGAAGAGCAACGGGAACCUUGUUGAUCUCAUUGAAAAGGUCAAACCAGAGAUCAGGACACUGAUAGAGAAAUGUAACACGGUUAAAAUGUGGGUUCAGCUGCUUAUCCCCAGGAUAGAGGACGGCAACAACUUUGGAGUUUCCAUCCAGGAGGAGACAGUAGCUGAACUUAGAACAGUUGAAGGGGAGGCAGCAUCUUACCUCGACCAGAUAUCACGAUACUACAUCACAAGGGCAAAGCUGGUUUCUAAAAUAGCAAAAUAUCCACAUGUGGAGGACUAUCGGCGCACAGUAACCGAGAUUGAUGAGAAGGAAUACAUCAGUCUGAAGAUCAUAGUUUCGGAGCUCAGAAAUCAAUACGUAACAUUACAUGACAUGAUCCUGAAGAACAUUGAGAAGAUCAAGAGGCCUCGAAGCAGUAAUUCUGACGCAUUGUACUGAUGUUCAUCCAGCCAUCUCAGCCUCCAUCUCCCACCUCCACCCCUGUCUCCCUGCCAUGCCUGUUGAGCUAUAGUAGCCUGACACUGGUCCACAGGACUACAUCUAGACAUUCACCUACUUCAGUACAAUCAAUACCGCCCAGUACGAAAACAUAGCUUCCAUAGAUGGACUCAACGCACAUGGUUUUUGUUUUAAUUGUAAAAUAUUUUUCUUAUUUCAAACCAUUUGAAGGAAAAUGGAGAGAUAGAUCAUAGACAACAAAAAGCGCUAUGUAUUUUUUAAUUUUAAUUAAACAUUUUGUCCUCAGAUCUUGGUGAAAUUGCUUCAUUUAUAGCUCUUAAGAAACAUUCAGAGCGAAGUGGUUUGUUUCAUGCCUACUGCUUCACUGAAUGCACUUAUUUAUUAGGGUCCUACUGCAUCCGGAGGAUGGUUUUAUAGGAUAUGCGCCACAAAAUAAGUUUUGUUUUUUCUCUGAAUGUUACCUUACAGUUUAGUCGUAACAAAUAUGUAUACUACGCAGGUUUUAGGUCCACAGGCUUAUUGGUUUUCAGUGAAAAUGCAUAAGUCACCAAAGCAUCUCUUAUGUCGAGGCAUUGAUUCUAUUGAAUAAACAAGUUUUUGAUAAAAUUA
Messenger RNA from Micropterus dolomieu (smallmouth bass), 1521 nucleotides. It is a transcript of the gene psme3, whose product is annotated as proteasome activator subunit 3. NCBI's taxonomy places the organism in Eukaryota, Metazoa, Chordata, Actinopteri, Centrarchiformes, Centrarchidae. The record is from RefSeq and is a predicted model, not a curated record. The coding region runs from base 121 to 891 and encodes 256 amino acids. Gene Ontology annotation, cellular component: cytoplasm; proteasome activator complex; nucleoplasm. Gene Ontology annotation, molecular function: endopeptidase activator activity. The transcript has 10 exons. Gene Ontology annotation, biological process: regulation of G1/S transition of mitotic cell cycle; regulation of proteasomal protein catabolic process; positive regulation of endopeptidase activity.